ACAGUGCUUUUUUUUUUUUUUUUUUUACAUGUAGUACACGGGUUUGUCCAGCAGGGGCGCUAACUGUGCAGCUUCAACCUGUACUGGGGGCGCGUCUGCAAAGUGGGAAGCGGGUUUCAGUUUCAAACCCAAACAGUGCGAGGGAAGAGAGCAAGUGGCGUAUUGGAAAACGAUAAGUCCUCAUAGUCAAAGCAUUUCGUCGUUAUAACUCUUUCGUGAUUUGGACGCUGUGGUGGUUUUCUCGGACGUGGUUACAGUUCACAGAUUUCGCGGAAAAAAAAAAGUCACCCGCGGCGUCUUCGCUCCAGUUUUCAAUUUGAUGAUAAACCGAGGUUUGGAUUGUUUGCUGCAGGUGUUGUUGACCUCUGUGGAUACUGUAUCACGUUGAAAAAGCUACUCAGCUUUCUGUACUAUAAAUCUGACAUUACAAGCUAUUUUUUUGCAAGAAAAAUGCCGAGGUCCAACAGGCAAAGGGAAUACAAACCUGGAGAUCUUGUAUUUGCUAAAAUGAAGGGAUAUCCACACUGGCCUGCGAGGAUUGACGAGUUACCUGAAGGAGCUGUGAAGUCCCCUUCAAACAAGUACCAGGUCUUCUUUUUUGGAACGCAUGAGACGGCAUUCCUGGGAGCCAAAGAUUUGUUACCCUAUGAAGAAAAUAAGGAGAAGCUCGGGAAACCGAACAAGAGGAAAGGCUUCUCCGAGGGACUCUGGGAGAUUGAGAACAACCCCACUGUCACGCAUGAAGGCUAUGAGUCAUCAAAGAAGGAGAAUGCAUCAGAAGGAGCAGAUGACACCGGCGGUUCAGAGAAACCUGAUGCUGAAGGUAGCAGUGAUGAGGAUGAAGGAGCCCUGGUCAUCGACGAGAAGAACGAGAGGGGCGGAGCGAAGCGAAAAGCAGAGGAGUCCACGGAGGCUUCUCCCAAGAGGCCGAAGGACACAGAGGCGGGAGGUGACUCGAAAGUAGACGGCAACAAGUCAAAUGCAGAGACAAAGCUCAAUGAUGUAGCUGCACCCAAGGCGACAGCUCCCUCCUCACAGAGCGAGUUGAAACCAGAGGCCCAGGAAAACGCUGCAGCAGGAGGCCAGCUAACAGCAGAGAAGCCUGUGACAGACAGCGCUUAACGUCUACUCAGAAGAAAAACAAGAACCUUCUACGCUUUUCUCUGGAACUUGAGCAUCAACAUGAUUACCUGCAGGGUGCCAGAUUUCAGCUCUUUAACUAAUUUUAAAAACCUGAGUGUUUGUAUUGAGACAGAAACAAAUCCUCAUUUGCCAUUAUUUGGGAUAUCAUAUAUCCCAGAAACAAAACAAAAAAAAGGUUUGCUAAUCUGAUUCCAAACAACUGCAAUGAGCACUUUAGGGCUCAUUUCUAAAUGGGAUUUUGGUGUGUAUAUAUUUUUUAUUUCUAAGUGCAAUUACACAAUUACAAAGACUGAAUGCUAGGUGUCAAAACAUUUUUUCAGUUGUGAGGGAAGACGCAAAAUACAAAAUGAUUGAAAAGAAGAACAUUUAACCAGGAAAAAAAGAUGAAAGAUCCUAUUUGAUUGUUUUAAAACUUAGAUAUUGUACAGGAAAAAGGACAAAUUUCACACAUGCUCAGCUUUAGUUCACAGAUAAAAAGUUUUAUUUCUGUCUGUUUUGCCUAGCUUUUCAGCCUCAGCCUAAGCUCUACAUUUAGUCAGUGGUUACAAGAUUGGUUGCACCGUAAGAAUUUAUUUUUUGCCCCCAUUCAUCAUAAUCUAGUUCUUUGUAUUUUCUGCAACACAGGUUUUGUUGCUUUCCAUGGUUUGUGCUUCAUGCAGGUGACCAAUUUAUGUGCUUAAUUUCACAGGAUUGAACAUUUAAAGCCCAUUUGAGGAAAAACUUCAACCCCAAUUCCAAAAAAGUGCAAAAUGUUAAUGAAUCCGGGUUUGAUGGUUUACAAAGCCCAUGUGAAACCGCAUAUUUAAUUGUAAAUAGUGCAAAAUCAACAUAUCAAAUGUUAAGAACUGCAGUUUUAUUCUGUUGUUAAAAUAUAUGUUAAUGUUAAAUUUAAUGCCAGCAACACGUUUCAAAAAAGUUAAGACAGGGUAAGUUUUCUGUUGUGUUCCACCACCUCUUCUUUUAACAAGUUUCUGUUCAGGCUUGGAACUGAGGAGACCAGUUUCUGGAGUUUUGAAACUGAAACGUCCCAUUCUUGCCUGAUAAAGGAUUUCAGCUGUUCAACAGUUCAGGGUCUCCUUUGUUGUAUUUUUUGCUUCAUGAUGUGCCAAAUAUUUUCAAUGGGUGACAAGUCGGCACUGCAGGCAGGCCAGUUCAGCACCUAGACUCUUCUGCUAUGUAGCCAUGCUGUUGUAAUACGUGCAGAAUGUGGUUUGGCAUUUUCUUGCUGAAGUAUGUAAGGUCUUCCACGAAAAAGGCAUUGUCGGGAUGGCAGUAAUAUGUUUCUCCAAAACGUGUAUGAAUUGUUCAGGUUACUGGUGCCUUCCCAGAUGUGAAAGCUACCCAUGCUGUGGGCAACUGUGUGGUCCCUCUCCUCUCUUCAUUAGAGUGGAGUAUAAGGCGUCCAUGAGGAUGUCAGUUUUUGAUUCGUCAGACCAGAGGGCACUUUUCUACCACGCCUCAGUUCAUCUUAAAUGGGCUCAGGCCUGGAAAAGUCGCUGGCGUUACUGGAUCAUGUCAAUAUAUGAUUCCAUCUUUUCAUGGUGCAGUUUUAAAACGCAUUUGUGGAUCAUCACACAGUGAUAAAAAUGUGUUAACAGACGGUGGUUUCUGGAAGUCAUUUUGAGCUCAUGCAGUGAGUUCCACUACAGAGUGAUGUUUGUUGUUAAUGCAGUGCCCCCUCAGGGCCCUUAGAUCACAGCCUUCUCCAGAUUUCUCCCCAAAUUCUUUGAUAUUUUAUGCUGAGGAAUAUUAUUUUGAAUUAUUGACUCAUGCAGUCUUUGAGUGGUGAACCUGUUUCCAUCUUUACUUCAGAAAGACUCAUCCUCAGUCAUGUCACUAGCCUGUUGUAAAUUAAUAUUAGUUGGGAGAUGUUUCUUCUGGUGUUUUAUUUUAGUAUUACUCAACUUGUUCAUUGUUUUGUUGUCCUGUCCCAAUUUUUUGCUGGCAUUGAUUUAAAAUGAGAAUAUAUUUUCAUAGAACAAUACAAUGUUUCAGUUUCAACAUUUGAUAUUUCGUCUGCUCCAUUUUCAGUUGAAAUUUGGCCAACCUUGAUAACCUGGUUUUAUUGACGUUUUACAAAGCAUUGCACCUUUUUUCAGAAUUGGGGUUUGUAUUUUAGGAUUCAAACAUUCACUUUGUAAAGCCCUUGUGGAACUUUGUUUUGCUGGUGUGUUUAUUGAACGCUGAAAGACAUUCCUGAAUGUUGCUUGCACUUGAUAUUUUGAAGUCAAGCUUGAGCUGUGCUAUUGGUGGUAAAAGUUAUGUCACUACUUUCUCUGGAUGAGUUGCCCGACAAAAACGUUAACAAAGUUCAAUAACUCAUCUGUCAAUCACUUGUUAUUGCAAUCUAUUAUUUAGCUCACAUGAAUGCUGCCAUUAUUUACUACUGGAGGUAUUGCAAAGAAUUACAUUCAGUAAUUGAUUGUACCAAAUAUUUUCUUUAUUUUUCCAGGUGGACAAUUGUAUUUAACACAAUGUGAGCAAAGACUUUUGGUUUUUUUCAGCCCUCUUAACUGGAAUAUAAGGCUGUUUUACUGAAAUGGUCUUACCAUUCUUUUCUAGGCUAAAGAAAGUUGUGCUGUUUUAAAUAUGUGUUUUAUUUCAACAUUUGUUCAGACGACAUGCUUCAAAUUGUGGUGUUAAUUUUCACAGUGAUUUUGAAGGUUCAAAGGUUUUCUAAAUGCUCGCCUAGCUCAUCGUGUUACUUGACUGUCAUUGUUUGAGUGUACAUUUGUGUAUUUGGCAGUGUGAGCCCACAGUGAAUCAAAUGAUAAACCUAAGUGAAAUCACAGCUUUUAAAAGUGAAAAUUACCCUGACUGCUAUUGAAUGAUCAAAGUGGCCCAUUCAAAUUUAGUGUUGUAAUUCCAAGGGUAUCAUUUGGCAUUACGGUGAAAUUCUUGGUUUAGCUUUCUAAGUUGCUUUCAGAAGCUGUCAUUCAUCUUAAUCUGCUGCUUAGUUUACUGUUGUAGCUGCCAGUCCAUUUAAUAAACUUGUCGAUUACAGAAAA
This is a messenger RNA of Notolabrus celidotus (New Zealand spotty), 4151 nucleotides long. Its product is annotated as hepatoma-derived growth factor-like. Gene Ontology annotation, biological process: regulation of transcription by RNA polymerase II. NCBI's taxonomy places the organism in Eukaryota, Metazoa, Chordata, Actinopteri, Labriformes, Labridae. The transcript is spliced from 6 exons. The record is from RefSeq and is a predicted model, not a curated record. Gene Ontology annotation, molecular function: transcription coregulator activity; double-stranded DNA binding. Bases 451 to 1122 code for a protein of 223 amino acids. Gene Ontology annotation, cellular component: nucleus.